GUGGUGGUGGUGGAGGAGGAGGACGGUCUGUGUGGCCUGAAGUCGCCGUGGCCCCUGUGGUGGUGGGUUCCGGGUGGGCUCGUCUCACCCUGCCCCGUCUGCGAUGCAUCCACGGCGCCCGGACGGCUUCGAUGGCUUGGGCUAUCGCGGGGGUAUCCGUGAUGAGCAGGCCUUUGGAGGCGCUUUUCCUGCAAGGUCCUUCAGCUCCGCGUCGGACCGGGGCCACUGGGUGACCACUCCCCCAGACAUUCCGGGUAGCCGCAACCUGCUCUGGGGCGAGAAGAGCCCGCCCUACGGAGUGCCCGCCCCUUCUACCCCCGAGGGCCCGGAGGAGGAACCCUUUCCUGGAGGCAGCGGCGGCAGCGUGCCGGGGCAAAGCAGCGGUGAGGGACGCUGGGAGCAAGAACAGUUGAGUAGAUUUGCUGGAUUUGGUAUUGGACUUGCAAGUCUCUUUACAGAAAAUGUACUGGCUCAUCCUUGCAUUGUUCUACGCCGCCAGUGUCAGGUUAACUAUCAUGCUCAGCAUUAUCAUCUCACUCCAUUUACAGUCAUCAAUAUUAUGUACAGCUUCAACAAAACUCAGGGACCGAGGGCCCUUUGGAAAGGAAUGGGAAGUACCUUUAUUGUCCAGGGAAUCACACUCGGAGCAGAAGGAAUAAUCAGUGAAUUCACACCUUUACCAAGGGAGGUUUCACAUAAAUGGAAUCCCAAACAAAUAGGAGAACAUCUUCUACUGAAAUCCCUAACUUAUAUGGUGGCAAUGCCUUUUUACUCAGCAAGUCUAAUUGAAACAGUACAGAGUGAGAUAAUUCGAGAUAAUACUGGAAUUUUGGAAUGUGUUAAAGAAGGCAUUGGAAGAGUGAUAGGCAUGGGAGUGCCUCAUAGCAAACGACUGCUUCCCCUCCUCUCCUUGAUCUUUCCUACAGUGCUGCAUGGCCUUCUUCAUUACAUCAUCAGCUCAAUCAUUCAGAAGUUUGUCCUACUAAUUCUGAAGAGAAAGACUUACAAUAGCCAUCCAGCUGAGAGCACUAGCCCGGUGCAGAGUAUGUUGGAUGCUUAUUUUCCAGAACUUAUUGCUAACUUUGCUGCCAGUCUUUGCUCUGAUGUUAUACUUUAUCCCUUGGAAACAGUUUUGCACCGCCUUCACAUUCAAGGAACACGCACAAUAAUCGACAAUACAGACCUUGGCUAUGAAGUGCUUCCAAUUAAUACACAGUAUGAGGGAAUGAGAGACUGUAUCAAUACCAUAAAGCAGGAGGAAGGAAUGCUUGGCUUUUAUAAAGGGUUUGGUGCUGUUAUAGUACAGUACACACUACAUGCAGCUGUUUUACAGAUUACCAAAAUUAUUUACUCUACACUUCUUCAGAAUAGCGUUUGAGAUUUACGUUCCUGAUUAGUCUAAAAGACAUAAUCUGGACACUUUGUUAUGAAAUUGUGAGGGAUAAAAGUGAAUACUGGGGGAAAAAUGGAUUAGAAAGUGACACUGGUAGAAAACGCCCAUGCUGAAAACAGCGACUUUUUUUUAAGGCAUAAGUAUCUACUUUGUUAUCAAAGGUAUUCCAAAUUUGAAAACUCAAUAAAAAUAAUACUCAUGAAUUAAAUUCUAGAUAGCGUUGCAUGCAUACUGAACUAAAAAUAAUCUUGGACAGAAGCAAAACGUCAGCAAACAAAAAAUUUUACAAACAAAAAAUUUGGCUCAGUUUAUUCCAUCUGACUUCAAUAUUUAUUACAUGUUUAUUUCAUCUUCUUGAUAGAUAUUGUUAUGUCAUCCUUAAUACAGUGUAUGGUACUGAGAGGUCAUAGUUUACCAUUAAGCAAAUAAACCAUAUCAUCCGUGAUAAUAACAAGAAGCAUUAGAUUUGGCAAUCUGUAAUCAGGAGUUGAAGUUUUAAAUAGUAUUGUUUCUGCAUAACUUUUUAAUGGCUGCAUAUUUAUUACAUAAAGCCCUUUAUGCACAAAAACUUGGAAUUUCCUUCAACAAAUUUUUUACUCUUAGAUCAGCUUAUUGCAUAAAAUGAAGUAACAAUCUGCUUGAAUAUCAGAAUAAAAUAGAACAAGCCAAGGUACCCAAGGAUUUAAGGCAAACAGUGUACUUGUGUUUCCAGAAGCAGCAUUUCAAUGCCAGAAACUAAUAUUCAUCAUGUUUAUAAAGCUUGAUUUGCUUACCUAAUUAUGUGAAUCAUCAGGCUGAGUUUUAGAGCCACUCUUAACAGGUAGAAAAUACAAUAAUCAUGACAACUAUUACUGUUUCUAAAUUUACAAAUUGUGUACUAAAAUGAACAUCAGUUGUUUCAUUUUUUAAUGACUUGUCUUAGUGGAGACACAAUUAAAAUUCACCUGGGAAUUUGUACCUCUUGCCUCCUGUGUAGUUAU
This is a messenger RNA of Pteronotus mesoamericanus, 2373 nucleotides long. It is a transcript of the gene SLC25A46, whose product is annotated as solute carrier family 25 member 46. The record is from RefSeq and is a predicted model, not a curated record. Gene Ontology annotation, cellular component: mitochondrial outer membrane. NCBI's taxonomy places the organism in Eukaryota, Metazoa, Chordata, Mammalia, Chiroptera, Mormoopidae. Gene Ontology annotation, biological process: mitochondrial membrane fission; mitochondrial fission; axon development. The coding region runs from base 104 to 1378 and encodes 424 amino acids. The transcript has 8 exons.